This is a messenger RNA of Heteronotia binoei (common prickly gecko), 3768 nucleotides long. It is a transcript of the gene FCHO1, whose product is annotated as FCH and mu domain containing endocytic adaptor 1. The record is from RefSeq and is a predicted model, not a curated record. The transcript has 28 exons. Gene Ontology annotation, cellular component: plasma membrane; clathrin-coated pit; clathrin-coated vesicle. Lineage: Eukaryota; Metazoa; Chordata; Lepidosauria; Squamata; Gekkonidae. Gene Ontology annotation, biological process: clathrin coat assembly; clathrin-dependent endocytosis. The coding region runs from base 172 to 3276 and encodes 1034 amino acids.
CCUGCAGAAGCCCCGCCCUUUCCCACCUCUCCGGGCGGGGUGGGGGGAGAAAGAAGCGGGUGGCUCUUUUUUAUUGCAAAGGAAGCGAGCGAAGCAGGUGUGCGAUGCCGAGGAGCGCCAAGAGGUUUCCAAGAGGUGAACCGUUGCAGAUCUCCAGCUGGAGUUGUCAAGAUGUCAUAUUUUGCUGACCACUUCUGGGGAGAGAAGAACCAUGGUUUCGACGUUCUGUAUCACAACAUGAAGCAUGGACAGAUCUCUGCCAAGGAGCUGGCAGACUUUGUGCGAGAGAGGGUGACUGUGGAAGAGGCCUAUGCCAAAUCCAUGGUCAAGAUGUCUAAGAUGGCUGGAAACAGCACCCAGGUGGGGACUUUUGCCCCGCUGUGGGAGGUCUUCCGCAUCUCAUCUGACAAGCUGGCCCUUUGCCACGCGGAGCUCGUGAAGAAGCUGCAGGAUUUGAUCAAGGACAUUGGGCGUUAUGGAGAUGAGCAGAUACGGGUGCACAAGAAGUCAAAGGACGAAGUGGCGGGGACCCUGGAAGCUGUCCAAGUCCUACAGGGAGCUGCUCAGCAUCUCCCCAAGGCCAAGGAGAACUACCACAGCCGAUGCCAGGAGCUGGAACGUCUGCGCAGGGAAGGGGCAAGCCAGAAGGAGAUUGAUAAGGCCGAAUUGAAGUCCCGUAAGGCAGUCGAAGCCCUCCGGCGUGCUGUGGAGAAGUACAACCUGGCCCGUGACGAUUUUGAGCAGAAGAUGCUGGACUCCGCUGUGCGCUUCCAGGAAGUGGAAGAUUCUCAUUUGUGCCAUAUGAAGGCCCUGAUCAGCUCUUUUGUUCACUCUGUGGAGGAUACCCACGUCCAGAUUGGGCAGGUCCAUGAAGAGUUUAAACAGAAUAUGGAGAACAUCGGGGUGGAGACGUUGCUACGAAACUUUGCGGAGAGCAAAGGAACUGGCCGUCAUCCACCAGGGCCACUGGACUUUGAGGAGCUGAGCAUGACCCCAGCGCAGGAAGGCAAGUACCGAACUCGCAGCAAAGCCUUCCGUAUCCCUGGCUUGGGCCGCAAAGAUCGUGAACGGGAUUCUGUGGAGUCUCCAGAUGCGGAUUCAGUGCAGCCUCCAGAAGUGGACGAAGAGGGGUUUACGGUUCGCCCUGAAACAAACCAGAAUGCACGUGAACACGGCAACCACUUCUGCUCGUCCAGCGAUUCGGAUUACGACGACGAGGAGCCACACAAGUUCUACAUCCGCAUCAAGCCUGUGCAGCCACGGGAGAGAACCAACAGUGCGGCAGCCUCUGCUGCGGUGGAACAGCUCAAGGCCUCUGUUGGCAACCUCAUCCUGCCGCCAAGUGUGGGGUGCACCAUGAAAAGGCAUUCAUCUAGGCACUUGAAAUCUCUCGCCUCUGCAGCUGUGGAAACGGAUUCUGACACAGCCCCAGCUCCAGGUGACAAAUUGGGGAAAUCCCAGACCCCACGCCUUGCCAACCGGACAAACAGUUGUGACGGCAAAGUUCCUGAACCCGAUGCCCUUCCCGUCAGUGCACUGUUUGGACCUCCACUGGAAUCUGCUUUUGAAAAUGAAGAUUUCUCAGCUCCCCGAUCGUACCUUCUGGCUUCUAGCCCCUCCCCCUUCUCCUCCUCGUCUCCUGAGAAUGUGGAAGACUCCGGAUUGGACUCGCCAUCACACCCAGCCACUGGGCCCUCCUCGGAUUCUCGCCUGUGGAGCCCACGACCCUGCACUCCCCAGAGCCCUCUCGGCAAGCGGUCUUUGAAGAGCUCCUUGAGUCUCCGUGGCAGCCGUCGUGGCCUGCUGGCUGAAGAUGGACCCAACCCUUGGCUGCCCCAACCUGCACCCCAAGAACUCCCCUGCUUUGCGUCGGAUCCCGACUGGGCAGAUUCUGUAUCUGGCUGGCCUGUGGCGGCUCAUAGCAAUUCCUUCCAGCGGGAAUCAUCCUCUCCUGACCCCUUCUCCUUGGAAGGUGCCGUCAGCAACCGGCGGCCCUGGCCAGUCAGGCCUCGCAGCCCAGCCUCGGACUGCCCCCCACGGGCCUGCGAGCGUGAUAGCUGCCUGUCGUCCAAUUCGGCAUCCUCUUCCUCCUCCUCCCCAGCGCCCCCCAGCAGUGGUGACUCCACCAGCCCCUCCCCGUGGGCCCCACGCUGCCGAGAUUCGGAAAGUGGGACACCAGGUAUCCCUGAAGUGUCAUCUGAACCGACAUCUCUUCCUCUGCCCGCCUUGCCCAGUUUGGCCUCAAUGGUGGCCCCGCCCCGACGAUGUCGAGUGAAAAGACCUUCGGCGGUUUCAGCUGCCUGUGUUGGCAAUGAUACGCCUCGGUCCCUGAGCCCAUCACCCCUCUGGGCUUUGUCGGCCCCCCCAAGCUCGGGCAGCCUGACAGAACGGGCCUUCUUCAUGGCCACGCAGCCAGGACUUGGAAUCUCCCGUGGUCCCUCUCCCGUGGUCCUGGGUUCCCAGGAUGCAUUGCCUGUGGCGACAGCCUUCACGGAAUAUGUCCAUGCUUACUUCAAAGGUCAAAACCCAGACAGCUGUCUCAUCAAGGUCACUGGUGAACUCACAAUGUCCUUCCCGGCGGGGAUCGUCCGAGUCUUCAGCGGUUCCUCAGCACCCCCCGUCCUGAGUUUCCGCCUCCUCCACACAGCCUCCAUCGAACAGUUCCUGCCCAAUGCUGAUCUCCUCUUUAGUGACCCAUCGCAAAGUGACCCCAGCAGCAAGGACUUCUGGCUCAACAUGGGGGCCCUCACUGCGCACCUCCAGAAGCAGGCGGAGCAAGUGGCAGCUGCCCCCUACUUCAACGUGCCCCUGCUCAGAUACCAGUAUUCCAAGCAGGGCUUGGCUUGGGCCCCCCUGCAGCUGACGGUGAACUGGGAGUGUGCCUCGGAUGCCACCCGCGUGUGUGUGGAUUACAACUACAACGCGUCUGCCCUGGCCUCAGCAGUGGCGCUCAGCAACGUGCAGGUCCUGCUGCCCAUCGAAGAGCCAGUGGCCAACGUCCGGCUGCAGCCGACGGCCUGUUGGAAUCUGGAAGAGAAACGCUUGCUUUGGCGGCUGCUGGACGUUCCUGGUGCCGAAGGCCUCGGAGGUUGUGGCCGCCUUUUGGCCAGCUGGGAGCCCUUGAACGGUCCCUCCAAGCCCAGCCCAGUGGCCGCUCAGUUUACCAGCGAGGGCAGCACGGUCUCGGGGGCGGACGUGGAGCUGGUUGGCAGCGGCUACCGGAUGUCGCUGGUCAAGAAGAGGUUUGCCACAGGAAUUUACCUUGCUGGUUCAUGAGUACCCUUCUCUGCCUGGAGCUACUUUUAAAGAUGUGUGCUGGAAGAUGUGAAGAAAGAAUAUAUUGUGUUUUAAAUUAUUAUUUUUGUUCUGUUGCCUGGAUUUUAAACACUGGAAAGAGAGCAAGACUGGGCGUCCGAGGCGUCCGUCGACUCCCCACCCCGAACCAGGGGGAGGCGGGUAACUUUGAAUGUUGGGGAACCCUCGUGGGGCUAAGGGGGAGGGGCAGACUCCAAAUUGCACUUCAGGAGAACAUUCCCUGGUUUUUAAUCUCCUCCCAUUUUAUUUUGACACCCCUGUCCAAAUUGCUUGUUUCCAUCUCCCCAUCCCUUGUCUCAAACUCAUCACGGCGCUGCCUUCCAGAACCAGAAAGGGGACGGCCUCAUUUCCCCCAGCUGCUAGCUGAAGUGCUCAAGGGGGUGGGGGAGACGCGUUGCUCUUUUAAUAAAAAAAAAAAACCACUUGUUUUCUAAUAAAAUUUUACUCUGCGGA